AUGUCGUCACCAGUAAUGGAAAUAGUCCGAGAAACAAAGGAGGUACGAAAGAAUUAAAUACAGCAAAUGAGCGAGCUUAAUUCCUUCCCACCUGCUUCACGUUGAGUAACAAUCACUAGGUAUUAGACGAGGGUCUCAAUAGGGGUGGUGCCUUUGACGGCUCACUGUUCAUUUUUUCCAUUUUGACGGUUGACGGUUAAAUUUUAGAGCUUUUGACGGUUGACGGUUAUUAUGUGGAAAUCUAGUCCAAGAGUUUAAAUAAAUAGUUCUGUAUAAAUCAAUGUUACUUGUUUUGUUUUAUUAAAGGUUGUCUUUGGCCUUUCACCCAAAAAAUGUCGAAGUAUUUUCAGAUAUAACCAAGUUGUAAUCUAUGGAGAGAGUGUUUUUGAGAACAUGGAAAGUAGCUUUUCUAGUUUAAAAAUUCUUCAGAUCAGCUGAAAUAUUGAGAUUUGAAAUACCUUGAAACCUUUUACGGUAAGCCGUUAAUAUUUAUCUGCAAUUUUGACAGUCGACAUCAAAAGCGGCGGGAAAGAAAAUUUAGAAAUAAGAAAACAGGCACCUGGGAAAUGAAUCCAUGCUUCAAUAAUUAUUGUAUUUUGUAUUUAGAUACGUUUUCUUUCUCUUCUUAACAGAUGGAACUUACCUCGGCGGAGAGCACGCAAUGUAAAGUCAUAAUGGCGAAUGUUCGACAAUACGCAGGAGGAGCUUAUUUAAAAGCUGUUACAAAGAAGGGUCAUGAAAGGGAGGCAAAGAUAACUGUGGAAUUUACCGGAAACGCUUUUGAACAAACAACAGGUAUUUUGAAAAAACAAGUUAAACAGAUAAUAGGGAGUUUAAGCAGCGACAUUUUUUAGCUACGCGCAUCAACCGGAAGUUAGCCUUUUUCUCUUUUAAUAUUCUUUGACACUACCAAAUUUGUAUUGCUAAGUUUCUUUACUCUUAUAGAGUCGAUUUGCUCAAAUAUUUUUUCAAAAUCACGGAUCAAGAGUGCAAAAAUCCUACUUCCGGUUGACGUGCGUCGCUCAAAAACGUCGCUACUUAAACUCUCCUUUUUCAGUUUAGAUGCCUUGAACUCCUAGCUAGUGUGCCAUUCCACAUCCGCAUAAAUGAAGUGGUAAACGUAGGUACGGCAAUUUUAUCAGAACCAAAAUUUCUUGCACGCGUAGAUAACCAAAUUUUCUUACCCAUGGUGCUCCGCUGCGCGAGCUUUGCGCGCGAGAGAGCUACUACAAUAUCUUAUAAUAAGAAUUGGCUCCUUUUUCCCCUGGCUUUAGGCGGGAUUUGGUAUCCAUUCUGCAUGGGAAAAUUUGAUCCAGUUCUGGGCAAUUCAGCAAAGAGUACUGGGAGGUGCUAUCGACCACUACGCUCUCGAUGUUUUUGUAUCAGAAAUCAAUUGAGUGAGUGAGUGAGAUUUCUGGCGUGCGCAAGUACCGUUCGCGCGAACUUUCCAUGACUGAAGUAUAAUUCUAUAUUUAUGUAUCAGAUAUAAUUAACAGCUGGUGACCAAAACAUAAACUGUUGUAUACCCAUGUAUUUCAGAAUUCUAUAUUGGGCAGCAUGACAUGCCAGGAUACAACACCUUCUCGUGCUAUAUAAAGGGCCAACAAUACUUCCUGUGUGCAGAGAAUAACGAAGUGUUUCUAAUGGUAAGUAACAAUACGAGUUAAGUAAAAUGGCUUUGUAAUGCAAAGUUAACUGACUUCCAAGGUGGAAGUUAAAUUUAGUUCAUCUAAUGCAGACCGCAACAGGUUUUGCGGCGAAUUAUCAAGGAACUUUUCUGUAAACCUUGCAUUUUUUAAAGUUUACAAGUGGAAAAAGUUCCCCUACAAAAAUGGAAAAUUUUUCUUUUUACCCAGUUCUCUAGGGUUGCUAAAUGGAAUUUGAAAGAGCGGAGUUGAAUUGGCCCCUCUGCUACUUUGCCCUUCAUAUACUACAGAUCGUGACGGAUAACUAUCGAACGAGACGAUCUAUCUAACUAUUUUCAGCGCAAGAAAAACACAAUCUCAAGAGUUUACACGACCUAACGCCAGUGACUCACAAGGUCUUUCCAGUUUACAUCGAUAUAGUAAAUUGACAAAAUCUUUUUUAAUGUAGAGUUCCUCUGAAAGCCAGCCCACUGAUGCCAGGUUUUUGUUUCACGUGGAAAAAGCCAGUAAUGUUUUCUGCAACAUAAAGUCGGCUGUAAAUCCAGAAAUGUUUCUGGUCAGUGAUGAGUCAGGCAAGGCAGCCAUGAGGCGGGAAAAGGGCCGUACAACCUAUGACAGACAAGCCUGGUUUCGAUUUUUAACAGAGGUUGACAUGGUAACGACUCCAAUCGGUGCAGAAACCAUCUUUGAAACCAGAACUUUUGAAAUCCAGGAAGCUGUUUCUUGUAAUUAA
Porites lobata is the source of this 2379-nucleotide messenger RNA. NCBI's taxonomy places the organism in Eukaryota, Metazoa, Cnidaria, Anthozoa, Scleractinia, Poritidae. The record is from the annotation of a GenBank genome assembly.